UAACAUCUGGCUGUGUUUUAUUAGGGUUUUCAUUUCACUUGAAAAGGGUGUAAAAAAAAAAAAAUGACAAUUAGAAGCAAAACAAACACGAUCUUUAAAGAAAUGCUUCAUCAUCGACCAUUAUCCUCCUCCGUUUUCAUAUCACCGAUCCGUUUCACUUUACCUGGCUUAGACCGUUUAAGUAUCCAACGUUCAGUCAGCUUUGGCGGUGUUCGUUGCGCCGCCUCUGAUUCUGGCUCCGACAAGAAGGUAUCAGCUCGGCUGUCUCAAGUUCAGCAACUAUUGCAAGAAGCCGAGGAGCGAGCCAGCUCUGCUGGCAAUGACCCCAUCCCUAAAAUUACGCUAGAUCAUGUGACUGUUAGCUUUGCUCGAAGUGGUGGGCCUGGAGGUCAAAAUGUGAACAAAGUGAACACUAAGGUGGACAUGCGUUUCAAUGUUAAAAAUGCGUACUGGCUGAGUGACAGGGUCAGACAGAGGAUUAUGCAAAUGGAGAAAAAUCGAAUAAACAAGGAUGGUGAAAUUGUAAUUUCUUCAACAAAGACUAGAACACAGAAGGGUAACGUUGAAGAUGCCUUGGGGAAACUACAGGCAAUCAUUGAUGCGGCCUCUUACGUCCCACCACCUCCUUCUGAAGAGCAGAAGAAGAAAAUUGCUAAGUUGGCUGCAAUCGGGGAGCAGAAACGCCUUAAAAGUAAAAAGACCCUUUCAGAUAAGAAGGCAUUUCGAAGAAGUCGGGACAGUUGGGACUGAUUUUCUGUACAUUAAGGUUUCAGUUUUUGAAUUGUUAUAUUCGUA
This is a messenger RNA of Pistacia vera, 795 nucleotides long. Its product is annotated as peptidyl-tRNA hydrolase ICT1, mitochondrial-like. Gene Ontology annotation, molecular function: translation release factor activity. Gene Ontology annotation, biological process: translational termination. The transcript has 7 exons. The coding region runs from base 64 to 750 and encodes 228 amino acids. Lineage: Eukaryota; Viridiplantae; Streptophyta; Magnoliopsida; Sapindales; Anacardiaceae. The record is from RefSeq and is a predicted model, not a curated record.